GUUUCUGUCUUUUUAGAGCAAGCAACAAAUCUCAAUAUGCCUGAGCCUGCGAAAUCUGCUCCAGCGCCUAAGAAAGGGUCUAAAAAAGCUGUUACUAAGACUCAGAAGAAAGGCGAUAAGAAGCGUAGAAAGACAAGAAAGGAAAGUUAUUCUAUCUACGUAUAUAAAGUACUGAAGCAAGUUCACCCAGACACUGGUAUUUCUUCUAAGGCUAUGGGUAUUAUGAACUCGUUUGUGAACGACAUUUUUGAGCGUAUCGCAGGGGAGGCGUCUCGUCUGGCCCAUUACAACAAGCGCUCGACCAUCACUUCCAGAGAGAUUCAAACAGCUGUAAGACUGCUGCUGCCGGGCGAGUUAGCCAAACACGCGGUGUCUGAGGGCACUAAGGCUGUUACCAAGUACACCAGCUCUAAGUAGAUUCUAUCAAGGAACACAAAACCCAAAGGCUCUUUUAAGAGCCACCCACGUUUUCAAUAACAGAGCUCAAAACACUUGUUUUCCCUGUUUAGGGUAAGUGUGAUUGUUCUCCAGAGAAAACACGUUUUAAAAGUCUAAAUCAAAUCUUUUGUUAGUAGGAAAUGUACACUAAACAUUUAAAUUUCAAUCGUUUGCGAAGUCUAAAAUCUUUAUUUUGAUCAAAGUUUCUCGCCUCAACUCUUAAACAUAUAUGCUUGGAAGCAUUCGAAUAAAACAUGAGUAUGUCAGUUUGCAUGCUUUAUAUUCAAAGCACCUUGUUGGGUUUUUACUUAAAUAAUUCCUGGUUGAGUUCAUGUAUGCAUCUUGGUUUUCGGGAAAGUAAAACACUAACAGGAGAGUAUUACUAUAAAAUUCAAUUUCUAUUAAAUCCGUAAUAAAAGUAUGU
Molecule: messenger RNA, 862 nt
Organism: Gopherus evgoodei (Goodes thornscrub tortoise)
Lineage: Eukaryota; Metazoa; Chordata; Testudines; Testudinidae
Product: histone H2B 8
Exons: 1
Coding region: 37-417 (126 amino acids)
Cellular component (GO): nucleosome
Molecular function (GO): structural constituent of chromatin; protein heterodimerization activity; DNA binding
Source: RefSeq, a predicted model, not a curated record